Molecule: messenger RNA, 11576 nt
Organism: Mercenaria mercenaria
Lineage: Eukaryota; Metazoa; Mollusca; Bivalvia; Venerida; Veneridae
Product: sphingosine-1-phosphate lyase 1-like
Exons: 16
Coding region: 32-1729 (565 amino acids)
Biological process (GO): carboxylic acid metabolic process; sphingolipid catabolic process
Cellular component (GO): endoplasmic reticulum
Molecular function (GO): sphinganine-1-phosphate aldolase activity; pyridoxal phosphate binding
Source: RefSeq, a predicted model, not a curated record
AGAAUUCCCGAGAAUUACUCGCACUUACAAAAUGGAGGACGUCACGAGAGUUGUUAAGGACGUCCUAAAGACAGUUGCACCUUAUUUAGAAGAUGCCCGUGUAAAAGUAAAUGGUGUGUGUGAUCAGAUAGAAGGAUGGCAAAUAAUUGCUUAUACUUUUGGUUUCACGCUGAUUCUGGUAUCCUUGUACAACUUCAUAUUUGAUGAAGAAAAAAGUUUAACAUUCAGAAUAAAGAGAUCUUUCUUCAAAUUUGUGAAAAGAUUACCAAUAAUCAAAGAUCAGAUUGCUAAAGAGAUUGACAAAAAUGCCAAAGGAGUUGAAGAAGGCUUUCAGAAAGGUGUUGGCAAGAUGAAAUACAUUCAUAAGCUGCCGGCAAAGGGCUUGUCAGAGAAAAAAAUCAUGGAUGAGCUUGACAGAUACCAUUCAUUAGUGAAGGUAGACUGGUCUAAAGGCAUGGUGUCAGGAGCAGUGUACAAUGGUGAAGAUAAUCUUACAAAUGUACUUGUUGAGGCAUACAGAAAGUUUGCCUGGACCAAUCCACUUCACCCUGACUUGUUCCCAGAUAUACGUAAGAUGGAAGCAGAGGUUGUCCGUAUGUGCUGUAGUAUGUUCAAUGGAGAUGAAAAAUCCUGUGGUUCUGUGACAUCAGGAGGUACAGAGAGUAUCCUGCUAGCAUGUCUUGCCUACAGAAACAGAGCUAGGGAAAAUGGUAUCAAAUUUCCAGAAAUAAUAGUUCCAGUAACAGCACAUGCAGCAUUUGAUAAGGCAGCAGAGUUUUUCCACAUGAAGAUGACACAUAUACCAGUGGACCCUGUUACGUGUAAAGUUGAUAUCAGAAAAAUGAGGCGAGCGAUCAAUAAAAAUACAUGCUUGUUGGUCGGAUCAGCUCCCCAGUUUCCACAUGGUUCAAUUGACCCAUUAGAAGACAUUGCAGCUCUUGGUAAGAAGUAUAACAUUCCAGUACAUACAGAUUGUUGUCUGGGAGGUUUUCUGGUUCCCUUCAUGGAGAAAGCUGGAUUCUCUGUGCCGAUAGUCGACUUUAGAGUACCAGGCAUUACCAGUAUAUCUGCAGAUACUCACAAGUAUGGUUUUGCUCCAAAGGGUUCCUCUGUAAUAUUGUACAGCGAUAAGGACUACAGAAAGCACCAGUUCUUUGUUCAGCCAGACUGGCCUGGUGGUAUCUAUGCUUCCCCAACUCUUGCAGGCAGUAGAUCAGGUGCUGUAAUAGCAUCAUGUUGGGCAGCUAUGAUGUACUUCGGAGAGUCAGGGUAUGUGGAGACUACCAAGAAGAUUGUCACAACAACUAGAUAUAUAGCACAGGAAUUGAGUAAGAUCAAAGGUAUAUAUGUACUUGGUGAGCCACAGGUGUCAGUGGUUUCUAUAGCGUCACAUGACUUCAACAUCUUUCGUUUGUCAGAUGCUCUAGCAGAUACUGGAUUCAGUCUUAACCCACUGCAGUUUCCUUCAAGUAUUCAUCUUUGUUGUACACUGAUUCACACCCACCCAGGAGUGGCAGAUAAUUUUAUCAAAGAAGUAAAGAAAGCUGUAGCGGAGAUAAUGAAAGAUCCCAAGGCGAAAUGUGGUGGAAUUGGUGCUAUCUAUGGCAUGGCGCAAUCUAUCCCGGAUCGCUCAAUGGUGUCUGAGAUUGCUGGUCUGUUUCUUGAUGCAUGCUACAGUACCAAGGACCCAGAACCCGAGAAGAACGGGAAGGUGAAUGGAAAACACUAACUACAGGACCACUUAUUGCAGUCUAUCUUAUCUUAGGUGCUGUGAACUUAAUGAAAAUAUGAAAUUUAUGAUAAAGGUUCAUGGAACUGUUGAAUGAAAUUUUGAUAAUCAGUGAGUUGAAUCAAGAUCUCAGUGUUCAAAAAAUAGAUAUUGUAAUGCUUGCAUAUACAAACUGCUUUUGUAAACAUUGCUUAAUAAGCACAAUUAUUUCCUUGUUAUGAUUUUUUUUUAAUGAAUAGUCCUUGUAGAUCUGUAAGUUCAGACAGGCUAUACCUUGCAAGAGAGAUCUGUGUUUUAGGUUUUUAUUUAUAUAAAAUUGGCCUCAUACAGAAAAUAUGUAUGAUGCUAGUGAACAAAUUUUUUACAGGUUGAUAAUAAGUAUAAUAUUGGUUUAAGUGUACUAAGAAUGUUGUUACACAAAUUGUUGAUGUUUUUUUAAUCCAUUUUAGAUAAUCCACAUUCAUUACAAUGUGAUAUAAGAGCUUUAAGACCAAGAACAAGGACAUUGUCAGUUGUAGGGCUAUAAGAGAUUCAGAUUUGAUAUUGUUAAUGUCUAAUUCUUCCAUAAAUAAAAUGCCAUGUUAUGAUAUUAUGAAUGUUUAUGCAUUAAGAAUAGAACUUGGUUUGUACACUGCAAACUGGUACCAGGUGAUGGACUUGUUUCUACACUACAAAUGGGUACCAGCUAGUGGACUUGUCUCUGCACUGCAAACUGGUACCAGCUGGUAUGUGAAGUGUAAGCUGUAGCUGUUUGCAGUAUUGGGGCAGAAUUGAAUAGAUCAUGUGAUCUAGAAUGAUAUUAGUCUGUGAUUGUAUCCAUGGACCAUUAGAGGCUUGAACACAAGACAGUGGCAACUUCACUAUGGUCAGGGCAGGCAGAAAUCUACAAUGUGUUAAUGAAUUUAUUAUUGCCUUGUAGUCAAAUCUCACCUGAGAUUUUAAUCAGCCAUUUUGAAAUGCCGAAAAAGAUUAAAUUUUCUACAAAUGAUAGAUGUACCAACACAUACCUUUUUGAACAAAAUGCCAGUGAGUAAUGCAACAUAAAUACCUUUUGCAUUUUAUGUUCAGAGUCUUGCACAUAUGUUAAGUGAAACAUUGAGGAGAAAUGGCCAGUUUAUAUUUAUUUACAAUUAUAUAGGCAUGUAAGUCAAAGUAAUUUUAUAAUGUACAAAUCUCCCAGAUAAUCAGAUUUAAUAAAAAUGAAACUGUCAUUUUGAUGGUGAUGUUAUACAAGUUGAAACUGUCUUGUAUUUAAGUUUUAUGUUGUUAUAUGUAUAUUCACAUUGCUUAUCUUAUUUUGUUACUGUGUAAUUUGUUGCAUUUAUACAAAGUGUAAUAUUUUGGCAUAUUCCACCUUCUGGAAAUAUUGCUGCAUUUCAAUGCAAGUUUCUUUGAACUACAGUUAUUUCUCUUAUUUUACUGGAAAUGUUUAUGGCUUCAUCAUCAUUGAACAGGGAAUGUUUUUGCUGUCUUGUUUUCUUGUUUUAUUUUUAGCUGACCUGUCACAUUGUGACAGGGUGAGCUUUUGUGAUCGCCCUUCGUCCGUUGUCCGUCCACAAUUUCUUGUCUGCACCGUAGUGGUUUCAUUUAUGAUUUUAUUUUAACUAAACUUGCAUACAACUUGUAUCACCAUAAGAUCUUGGUUCCUUUUCUGAACUGGCGAGAUCCCAUUAUCGGUUCCAGAGUUACGGCCUCUGAAAGGGCCAAAAUUAGCUAUUUUGACCUUGUCUGCACAAUAGCAGAUUUAUUUAUGAUUUGAUUUUUACCAAACUUGCACACAACUUGUAUCACCAUAAGAUCUCGGUUCCUUUCUUGAACUGGCGAGAUUCCGUUAUGGGUUCCAGAGUUAUGGCCCCUGAAAGGGCCAGAAUUAGCUAUUUUGACCUUGUCUGCACAAUAGCAGAUUUAUUUAUGAUUUGAAUUUAAUCAAACUUGCACACAACGUGUCACCAUAAGAUCUCAGUUCCUUUAUUGAACUGGCCAGAUCCCAUAAUGGUUUCCAGAGUUAUGGCCCCUGAAAGGGCCAAAAUUAGCUAUUUUGACCUUGUCUGCACAAUAGCAGCUUCAUUUAUGAUUUGAUUUUAACCAAACUUGCACACAACUUGUAUCACCACAAGAUCUUGCUUCCUUUCUUGAACUGGCGAGAUUCCAUUAUGGGUUUCAGAGCUAUGGCCCCUGAUAGGGCCAGAAUUAGCUAUUUUGACCUUGUCUGCACAAUAGCAGCUUCAUUUAUGAUUUGAAUUUAAUCAAACUUGCACAAAAACAUGUGUCAACAUAAGAUCUUGGUUCCUUUCGUGAUCUGGCCAGAUCCCAUAAUGGGUUCCAGAGUUAUGGCCUCUUUAUGUUACUAUAAAUAGCUUAUUUAGUAACUUUUUUUUUAUUGGCCGUAGGGAAAAACCAAGACCACUUUCCUGUGGUACAACAUUGAUGGUACCUCCAAUUUAUAGGUGUAUUUUGACAUAUCUGUACCUUUAGGAAAAUUUCAACUAUAUUUCUCAUGAUUCUUUUAAUUGAUCUUGAUUAUGAUUUUUUGACCUUCUUGUCCUUAAGUGCAAUAAUGACAGGUGAGCGAUAUAGGGCCAUAAUGGCCCUCUUGUUUUAAUUUAUGCAAAAGUUUAUUUUAGUCAAACAAUAGUGUAAUUAUUUCUUAUUUAUUUAUGAAUGAGUGGACUAUGUUAUUUUCUAUGUACUAAGUUUGGUCAUUAUCUCAUAUAUAACAUGUUCUUACCAACUUUUACAUCAUCUGACUUACUAAGAAGAGAAUAUUUUUAGAUAAAACCUGAUUGUCCUCUUUUUUUCUCGUGUUUUUCUGAUAUGUUUUGCGCAUAUGUUCACUGGUCAUUAUAAUAUACCUCAGAUUUUUUACACUUGUUUAUGUAUGAGGAAAAAAUUGUUUUAUAAUUUGCGGAGAAUGGCUGAAAAUGUAAACAGACAGACUGACAUUACUUUGUGAAAAUUGCCACGUGUUUCACAGAUAAUACAUAGUUUUAAAACAGAUUUUAUUUGUUGUUUCUGUUUUUGUAUAUGCUUUGCCCAGCAGGAUUGUAUGAUAACAUUUGUUUAACUGUUGACCCUAACCAUGCUGAAUACGAUUGAUUCUGCCUUUGCGACCAGUGCAGAUUAUGAUCAGCCUGCACAUCCAUGCAGUCUGAUCAUGAUUUGCACUGUUCACUAUUCAGUCAGUAAUGUCUUGUUAUGCACCCCUUUUAACAGUUAAUGGUACUGUCCAAAUUGAAAGAUGGACAAGUUCAUUAUAGAAAUUUAGCAGUGUAAUGGUUAAGAUAUUUCUGGCUUUGCUUUUCGACCAGAAUAGUCAUACAAGUUCAGUUAUUUCUUUGAUAUUAAAUUUGUACAUUGCAAAUUUUACAGAUAAAGUUAUGUAGUAAUUUUCUUUUUUAGUUUGAAUUUGAUAUCAUAAAAUCCUUGAAAAAUAACCCCUAGAAAUAUUAAUGAUUGCAUGGUGUAUUUGUUAUAAGAAUAACAAUGUUUUUUAUGCAAGGUUUGUGGCUUGUUAAAUUAUUAAGUCUCAGUAUGGUCUGGCUGUAAAACUUGUAAAAAUAGCAAAAAAAAAACAAACAAAAAAACGUAUGAUUUUGGCAUCAGAUUUGUAUUCAGAUAUUCUUACUUUUCUUUAAAUAAAACCAUUUUGUAACUUUUUUUCUGAAAAUAUGUUUACACCAGAUCUGGCAAUGAUUGUUAUUGGCAAGAAGUAUAAUUUUAAUAACAAAUGAAAUGACAAAUCUUAUAAAUUCCAUGACAGUACUGUAAAAUGUCUUAUUUUCUGUUAUACAGUGAAGAUGGUUGACCUAUCAGAAAAGUGAUUGCAAUAAUGUUAUUAAGGUAGUUAUGCACGUUUGAUAAACCGGAAGUGAUGGCGUUACGUCAUUUAUCCGGAAAACAUAGAAUAAAGCCUGGAUUUGGCGUACGGAAAUGAAAAUUAUUUUAUGAAUAAUUCGAAACCUGUGAGUAGAUUUAUUACAAUGACACUGUUCCUAUAUUUCUAAAGUCAAAAUAUGAUAUUAAAACAUAUGACAUGUUAAAUAAUUCAAAAUAAUGUCUUAAAAUUAGCGUGAAAUGUCCGGUUCACUUUAAUCGUGGUCAGGUAUCUCAAAAAUAAGCACACGGACCUAUACAUUUUAUUUCAUCAAAUGAUAGACCAUGUGUUUAUUUACAACUGUGAGAAGUUUCAUCAAAAUCUACAUUGUAGAAAAAAUUCUAUUAGCGAAAAUGUUAUGAAAGGGUAUGAUUUCCCAUAGACUCCCAUUGUGAAAUAUUGCAUGAGGUCCAAAUUUUUCAAAUCAGUCUAGCAAAAAUUCAAGCACACGACCCUGUCAUUUUUAUUUGCUUAACUUUUUAUGUAUAUUCUGAAGUUUUGAAAAAUCAGAGUUUAAUCAAAUUCUACAUUGUAGAAAAAAGUGCGAUCCAAACGUGCAGAACUACCUUAAUAGGCAAUUUAUAAAAUGGCCAGUUUAAUUGUCUUCAGCAAGUAUAAUGUACUAUAAAUGGCUUGUUUUCUGUGGAUGUGUUUAAGCAUAGAUUAUAUUUUGUUUUUCUGCUUCAAAGGAAUGGGGUAUAUUAUAUUGCUCCUGCUAAUCAGUCUAUCCACUUGUAAAUUCAUCUGUAGACCAUCAGUUUCUGAUACCUAAUUGGAGAAGGAUUAUUGUGGUCAAACUUUAAAAAAAAAUUGCCUAUGGUCAGAUGAACCCUGUUAAGGUCCAGGUCGCAGUGGCCAUGAGACUGAAAGUUGCUUUGUUAUCCAUAACUGGAGAAUGCUUGGACAUUUGGCUGCAAACAUUAUGGAUAGUAGAUGACUCCUGUCAUUUUGUAGGUACACAGGUCAAAUGGCAAGGCCUUAGAGAUGACCCCUGUUGUUUUUAGGUAAACAGGUCAAAUGGCAAGGCCUUAGAGAUGACCCCUGUUGUUUUUAGGUAAACAGGUCAAAUGGCAAGGUCACAGUAACCUUUUGACUGUAAUCUUUCCAGUCAAAAACUGGUGAACUCUUAGCAUAUGGCUUUCAAAUUGUAGAUGUUUCAGGCUUGUGGCUAUUAACCUUCAUAGGAUGAUGGUUUGCAGCUAGUGGAUGACCCCUGCCAUUGUGGGGUCAAUAGGACAAGGAUCAAGGAUACAUAAUACUUCAGAAUGAAAGUUUUAUACCCAUUUACCUCUGGCAGGCAUACAUAUUUUAUUACUCUUGUUUGAAUUUUGUUGCAGUUAUGUUGAGCAUUGAUGUAAAUGCUACAUGCUGUUGUUGUGUUUGUUGUGGUGUCAGUAUUCUGAUCUAUCCAGUGUAAUAAUUACUUAAUUCUUGGCACCUUAAUGAAAGGUACAAGUUUGCAUGACAGUUUGCAGGGUUUGAGAAAAUAUUUAUUUUAAAUUAAUCAUAUGGCAAAGAAGGUGCUUAAUACAUGUGUGAUACAAGUUUUCCUUGUUCAGAACAAAAUCAUGUCUGAAACCAGUAAAACUGGAUUUUUUCAAGAUUGGUUUUAAUUUUUUCUAUACAUCUUUCCAAUUUUGUACUAUUAAGUAAGUUGAUGAAUAUUUUAAAUCAUUUGUCAAAUUGUCAUUAGCAAUUAUUUUCAAUGCUAUUUUUUCUAAUUUUUCUAGAUCAGGAUAACGAUAGAAACCAAUUAUGCUUUCAGUGAUUGUAUUAGUUUGCACAAGCAUCAAAUUUUGUAUGAGCGUUAGUAAGUCUCCUGUUAUAAAUGAGAUUGUCAUAAACUACAGAGUAUGUGACAUGAUUUUGUUCUGGCCAUGGUAAAAUAUAUAACACUAUUUUAUGAUUUAAACAUAUAUAUUUAUAAAGCACAACUGAAAUAUUUAUCAAAUCCUUUUGAGUUCUGUGAAACUUGUAAUUAUUUUGGUAAUCACUUGCUUUAAUGAAUUGAAUGUGUUUAUAUUAUGUUGAUUAUGAUAAAUAAACAUCUGAAUAUGCUAAUUAACCUUUAGCCUGCUGGCGGUGAAUAUUUCUGCCUUUGCGACCAGUGCAGACCAAGAUCAGCCUGCACAUCCAUGCGGUCUGAUCAUGGUCUGCACUGUUGGCUGUUCAGUCAGUAAAUUUUCAGCAAACACCCUUCGAAUAAUAAAUGGCAUUGCCAAAAUUGAAUAAUGGACCAGACCAUUUUAGAAAUUUAGUAGGGUAAAGGUUAAGAAAAAUUCAGGAAGUUCAUCAUUGUGAAAUAUCUUGACAUGCUUUUUAAGCAUCAUAUUCAUUUAGAAACAACUAUUUUUUGUGAUAUCUAAAUUUUAGACAAAAGAAGUGGAAGAAGUUCUGAAUUGCUUUAAAUUUGGAAAAAGAUUUUAUACAGAAAGCAGAAGCAUUGUAACAAGUAUACUAAAGGGAGUAAAGAAAGUUCAUUCCAGUUAAGCAAACAGCUGUAUUAUUUUACUGAGAUGUAAAGGACAACAGGAAAGGUACAUACCAUUCACUGAAAGACAACCAAUGAUCAUGUUUUGGGUUUUGCUGUUGGAUAAGUUGAGAUGAAUGUACAACAUUCGGUCAUAAAUCGGUCUAUCUCAUAAUUUUGUUACAGAAAAUGGCAUUUUUUAACUUAAUUUUAUAAUAGUUGAAUUUGUAUUGUACAAAUAAUAAUUCAAGAUCUGAUAUAUAAUGUUUGUGUUAGAGUGGACAAAAGAAGAAGUGCUUGUUAAUUUUCGAGAGUUGAAAAUUUCUGACCUUAGUACAUAGAAUAAAUUGUUUUUCUCUAGUAAGAAAGUCUGAAAUUAACCAAGUUUCUAAAGCAGAAUUAGGCCAACAUAUCAACAUUUAAUAUGACUGAAAAUUAUAUAUGUCUUACUUAUAUGUCAUGGUUUUGCUAUGCUGAAUUACUUUUCCAGUUGGAACAAACUUUCCUUACACCCUUUAGUUUCAGAAUAUGAACUUUUACAGUGGUGCUGCUAACGAAAAAUAGAUUAGUUUAUACUGAAAGCCACUUAACAAUGUAAAAUCAAAAUAUUUUUUGAGGUAAUUUCACUUUAACCAGAAAUGUCUGAACAAGUUUCUUCAGAACCAAGAACUUGUUAGAUAGAAAAGUGGUUGAUAUACAUGUUUUUAAUAUUACUGUAUCUAAAAUCCAUUUUUUAUGAGAUUUACAUUGACAAGUUACAAUGUGUUUUCUCCACAAAUACCUAAUAUGUUAAUACUGUUUAUCUUAUCUGUGCAAUUUCUUUUCUAUAGUGUUGAACAUAAGGCAGAGGUUUUGUUACCAUUUAUAUUUCUGAUUAUCAUGUAAAUUAAUUAAGAGUGAUUUCUUUAUAAUUGAAAAGUAUUAGAGAUACUGAGUACAUAGCUUUCAUAUUGUCAGUCUUAAUGACAGAAAAUUUUGUUCCUAGUCACAUGUCAGGUUUGAAAAUAUGUACGAGUACAGAUAUUCACCAUUCUUAUAUUUUCAGAUUUUCCCAGUUCUGUUUUAAAUCAUGCAGUUAUUUAUUAAGUAUCUAUUGUUACUCUAUUGCCAGUUGCUCAGAAGAAAUUUUCAAAGUGUUCAAAAUGUUUGACUUCUGUAGCCCAAAUUUUGAGCUUUUAGGAAAUCAUGGAUAUGUUUCCCUUAGGUGUAUAUAGGCAGAUUUUGUCUCAAAUUUAAUUGAUAUUAUAAGAUUCUUUCACUGGCUGUAGGUGUAAAUGGGAAUAUCCGGCUCUAGGGUAACUGGAUUUGGCGGUAACGGGGCUCUGUUGAGUUACCGCUUAAACAGUUACCCAAGAGCCAGAUAUUUCUAUGUAUCUACCACUAGUGAUUGAAUUUUUUCUUGCAUGCCAUAUUUAACCAAUAACAGUAAAAAAUAUAUUCAAUUUAAUGAUUUUCUUAUUGCACGUUUUUCCUAUAGUAGCAUAUUAACAAAUGGUGAGAACUUUAUGUCCGUGAACAGGAAGUAUGUCAUGACGUUACAUAGACGAAAACAACGUAAUAGUUCCGGUUUUGUUUUAUCAUCUGCAGUGAAACGUUAUGUUUUUUCCGUUAAAUGACAUUUUUUUAAUCAAGAAAUAUGUUACAAGGAACAAAGAGGAACUAUUGUGGUAUUUGAUUUUUAUCCCAUUUUACGUAAAACAUAAUUAUUACUACACAAAUCUGGUAUGCAGAUGUAGUUCGUUAUACAUCAUUUACAGCUCGAGAGUCAUCUUACACCCCGGAGUGUAAGAUGGAGUUGUCCAGCACCGGUGAAAUCCCAGUUGGGUAUGCAAGAAAUAAAUUGAUGUAAUAUAGCAGUUUAGCUUGCCAAAUUAAAGGCAGAUGUCUUAGUAAAUACACUAUUUAAAUUUGUUGCACCAGAAUCUAGAGCAUUGUAUGUUGUCAGUAUAGUAAAAUUACAUUUUAUGUUGGUCUGUGUUUGUUAAAUAGCUGCUUUUAAUGUUUAAUUAUGGGGAGUGCCAAUAUAUAUAAAACAAUGCAAGUAUGUGAGAUCAAAUGACAGGGAUAUAUGUAUAUCUUUUAUGAUUUAUAAUAAUUGUGACUUUUAAUUUUUUAUAUACAUAAACACUGAGGUGAAUGUUUUUGGUAUAAGACCAAGACAGCUUUAUUUCGCACUUGGUAGGCCACAACUUUUACUGCAUUUGAUGGACUUUGGUCUUGGAGCUAUUUUUAUAUCAGAAAUUGAAUUAAAUUGACCAAUACAAUGUAUUGCAACUGUUGCUAUAGAAAUCAGUGAAAAUUGGGCUAAGGCAAUCAUUAUCCAGUCUUUUGUAGUCCAUCCCUUACAUCUGUACCUGUAUAUAACUGUAACUAGUGUCACUUUCCUACACUGUUCAGGAUUUUUAGACUCAGUAUUUCUGAAAUAUCUGUAUAAUAAUCAUGUUUUGAGGCAUUGCCAUUCCAAACUGAUUAAGACCUGUGAAGAAGCACCUUAAAGAUUUUCAAAUGUUUACAGAUUUAAUUUAUUUUCUAUUAACCUUUGAUGAUGAACAAGGAAUUACUGAUCUGUACUUGUAUAUUUUACCCCAUGCCUGAUAUAAUACACUUAACCAAAGAUAUAUUUUUCUCCAUGCUUUAAACUCUUAGUCUUACCAUAUUUAAAACAGGCAUAUUUCAUAGACUGUAUGGAAAGUUGGAACUUCAUUGAUGUCAGUUUACUGGUACUCACACUACAUUUCAAGGUCAUUCUAUACCCAAUUGGAUUUAAACCAGCUUGCAGGCCAAGACUCUCAUUGGUUUUCAUGUCCUAGUUGUUUCAUUAUAUAGCUACGUCAGUGCUGCAGAAUGAAAUCUAUUAUUUCUAUGGAUCUUUUUUUGGAAGAAUACUGUGAAUUCAUUAAUAUUUUUGGGGGACUACUUUUUAUGUUAUGUUCUGAGCUAAUAAAAUUCCCACUUACAUUGUAUUUAAAUUUGAUAUCUAUUAAUUCAUGUCCCCUCAAACUAGCUGUUUAAGACAAAUAAGAUUUUAAUUUAACAAAAUAAAUGAUGUCGCAGUACAUCUUUAUAGCAAAGAUAUGAGCCGUGCCAUGGGAAAACCAACAUAGUGGCUUUGCGACCAGCAUGGAUCCAGACCAGCCUGCGCAUCCGCGCAGUCUGGUCAGGAUCCAUGCUGUUCGCUAACAGUUUCUCCAAUUCCAAUAGGCUUUAAAAGCGAACAGCAUGGAGCCUGACCAGACUGCACAGAUGCGCAGGCUGGUCUGGAUCCAUGCUGGUCGCAAACCCACUAUGUUGGUUUUCUCAUGGCACAGCUCAUAUUAUUUUUACAAUUUUUUAUUUAAACUACUGAAUGAUGGCACUUCAAUGCAAUAUAUUUGGGUCCCAGAUGUUUGUGUGUAUUUUGUGUGCAUUUUGUGGAGUAUAUAUUUUAUGUUAGAUAAGAGAACGGUUUUGACAAACUAAUUUAUUCUUAAUAAUAAUUUGGCACAAUAAAAUGUAGUGAUGUA